This is a messenger RNA of Cuculus canorus (common cuckoo), 1837 nucleotides long. Its product is annotated as Ig heavy chain Mem5. NCBI's taxonomy places the organism in Eukaryota, Metazoa, Chordata, Aves, Cuculiformes, Cuculidae. The transcript is spliced from 7 exons. The record is from RefSeq and is a predicted model, not a curated record. Gene Ontology annotation, molecular function: immunoglobulin receptor binding; antigen binding. Gene Ontology annotation, biological process: B cell receptor signaling pathway; defense response to bacterium; positive regulation of B cell activation. Gene Ontology annotation, cellular component: blood microparticle; immunoglobulin complex, circulating; external side of plasma membrane.
CCCAGCAUACAAAGUACCUGCAACUGCAAAGGGGCUGCUCAGAAAAGGCUGCAAACUUGCCUGAAGUUGUAAGAAAAUCAAAGCCUUCAGCUCCAGGAGGACAGGGCGUUUCUCUGCCGAUUCAAAGAGAGGAAGCGCUGAGCCCUUCUCUGCCUCACGAUCUUCCUUCCCUACUUUUCAGCACAUCAUGCAAAUUCCUCUGGGGAAGCCAGCAAUGCUCCUCUGGAUGCUGGUCAUCACCUUUGCUGCAGCUCUUAAAGGUACCCCUUCCCCCAUAAAGAUGGUGGCAUCUGGUCCCAAGGAGGGGAAGGUCUCUGGAUCACUCUCACUCAGCUGUACUAUAACAGGAGCACAUCUGCAUAGCCCUAAAUAUGACUGGAAUUGUGUCCGUCAGGUCCCAGGAGGGGAGCUGCAGUUUCUAGGCUGGAUCUAUCCAUUUGGGAACAACACAGGCUAUGCCCCACACUUCCAAGGCCGAGCCACCAUCUCUGCAGAUAAAGGCAGAAAUGAGGUCUCUGUGCAGCUGCGCACCCUUACUGCUGCAGACACAGCCACCUAUUUCUGUGCCAGGCAGCACACGUGUGGUGAGGGAAGUGGGUUUAUCUGACUGCGUGCAAACAAUGUGGCAACAGACAAGCUUGUGUUUGGAACUGGAAUCCAUUUUUCAGUUGAGCCAGAGAACCAAGAUGAAUCUGCCCCAGAAGUCCUUGUGCUUAAAUCGAAGGAACCCAGGCAACACAAGAACAAACUGAAUGUAGCUUGUUUGGCCAAGGCUUUCUACCCAAAGAACAUCAGCCUGGACGUGCCCCAGGGUGACCUUGUGUAUGAGCUUAAGGAACCUCUUGUCACAUUGGAGGGGACGUAUGGUACCAUGAAGGUAGUUGGAGUGGAUGCAGAUGUGGAGGUGACCUGCAAGGCUGUGCACAAGGGGAACAAGGCUGCAGACGGCCUCAUUCUGGCAGAAGAGAAGUCGGAAGAAUUGGGAAUACUCAAUACUUGCACCAUUGCAGAUGCCACUACUGAAGAUGUUCAGAUGGAGAAGGUGAACAAGCUGUUCAUGGCUGUUUGUGGUUUGAGAUUCCUUCUGGCAAAGAGCAUUGCUUUCAAUAUGAUCCUGAGUAUCAAGCUGCUGCAUUUCUAAGGGAAAUAUCUUUCAGUCCCUGUGAGUGCAGGAGGUACUGGGUAAGCGAGCCAGCACGGGGUGAAGAGGAGCAGUGAAGAGCACACAGGAGAAUAAUUGAAACAUCAUAAGUCAGCUUUGCUACCAGUAAACAUGUAAAGAACCAACAAACCCACAGUUCCCACAGAUUUAGGAGUCUUUUCACUUCAUCAAGGUCCUUUUCAGUUAUCACCAUCUGGAAACCUUCUGAGACAGCAACAACUCAUGUCUAGCUUAACUUCACUGAUUGUUGGAACAAUUUCUGUUAUUCCUUAUUUCUAGAAGAGCUUUCCCUCACACCUUAGCUCACUCUGCUCCUGUACCCAUUGCACUGAAGCAUCCAAAUCGCUGGGGUGGUUUCAGAAACUUCAAAUUGAAAUUUGUGCUUCCUAUGCUUUAAAAAUAUCAUCUCUGGUCGUAUCACAUUGUUGGCUGCAGAAGGAACGCUUUUUUGCUUGGGGAGAGCUGCAUCAUUUUCAUUUUUAGAAGCUUUUGUUAGUGGUGGUUUUCCAGUGCAGGCACCUGGAUCUCCAGUGGACUGAAGGAAUUCAGUUCAGGCAGGAAUGCAGGAGUACUGCCAUUUCCACCUCUCCUUUAGACCAAUCUUCUCUUUCCUGAAGUAUUGGUACCUGCAGUUUAGGUUUCCUUAAUGUACACAAAAAAUAAAGGUUUCUCAUG